AUGCAUUGCCGUCCCCACCCGCUCCUCCCGCUGCUCCUGCUUGUCUUAGCCAUCACCACCCCCACCCUCGCCACAGACCUUUUCCCAAGCAGUCUCAUAGGAGUCCCCAGCAUCCUCCCGAACCCCACAGACCUCAUCCCCAUACCUACGAUCCUUAUCCCCAACCCCACCAAGAUCAUUUCUCCCGUCCUCCCCAAGCCCUUUGCCGGCGCUGCGGUCGGUAUGACACCUGAAGUCGGAACCGAUGCAGACAUGCGGCUCGAGAGCGGCGCGGUGGCGGGCGAGACGGCGUUGGGCUCUGCUGCAUAA
Messenger RNA from Morchella importuna, 309 nucleotides. RefSeq lists its product as uncharacterized. The transcript has a single exon. The record is from RefSeq and is a predicted model, not a curated record. NCBI's taxonomy places the organism in Eukaryota, Fungi, Ascomycota, Pezizomycetes, Pezizales, Morchellaceae. The coding region runs from base 1 to 309 and encodes 102 amino acids.